Oryza brachyantha (malo sina) is the source of this 1175-nucleotide messenger RNA. RefSeq names its product GDSL esterase/lipase At5g37690-like. NCBI's taxonomy places the organism in Eukaryota, Viridiplantae, Streptophyta, Magnoliopsida, Poales, Poaceae. The record is from RefSeq and is a predicted model, not a curated record. The coding region runs from base 53 to 1171 and encodes 372 amino acids. The transcript is spliced from 6 exons. Gene Ontology annotation, molecular function: hydrolase activity, acting on ester bonds.
CACAUUCAUAGACGAAGAGAGAUUCGCGCAAUCUUGAUAAGCCGAAGCAGCAAUGGCAGCUCAAGCUCUCGUCGCCGUCGUGGCCAUUGCCGUGCUCGCGCGUUCAGCCGCCGCCGCCGCCACUGCCGCGGCACCGGCGGCGGCCAAGGGCCCGGUGACGUACGUGUUCGGCGACUCGAUGUCGGACGUGGGGAACAACAACUACUUCCCGCUCUCCCUCGCCAAGUCCAACUACCCCUGGUACGGCAUCGACUACCCCAAUGGCGUCGCCACCGGGAGGUUCACCAAUGGAAGAACCAUCGGAGACUACAUGGCUGACAAGCUCGGCGUCCCGUCCCCGCCGCCGUUCCUCUCGCUGACAAGCGAUGAUGUCCUCGGCGGCGUCAACUUCGCCUCCGGCGGCGCCGGCAUCCUGAACGAGACGGGCGUCUACUUCGUUCAGUACUUCUCAUUCGACGAGCAGAUAACGUGCUUCGAGAUGGUCAAGAAGGCGAUGAUCGCCAGGAUCGGCAGAGAGGCCGCCGAGGUCGCCGUCAAUGCAGCGUUGUUCCAAAUUGGACUUGGGAGCAACGACUACAUCAACAACUUCUUGCAGCCGUUCAUGGCGGACGGCCAGACGUACACGCACGACACGUUCAUCCGCCUCCUCAUCACCACCCUGGACAGGCAACUAAAGAGGCUGUACGGGCUCGGCGCGAGGAAGGUGGUGUUCAACUCGCUGCCACCGCUCGGCUGCAUCCCGUCGCAGCGCGUCCACUCCGGCAACGGGAAGUGCCUGGACCACGUGAACGCCUACGCCGUGGAGUUCAACGCGGCCGCCAAGAAGCUGCUCGACGGCAUGAACGCCAAGCUGCCCGGCGCGCGGAUGGCGCUCGCCGACUGCUACUCCGUCGUCAUGGAGCUCAUCGUCCACCCCGAGAAACACGGGUUCACGACGGCGCACACGUCGUGCUGCAACGUGGACACGACGGUGGGGGGCCUGUGCCUGCCGAACUCGAGGCCCUGCAGCGACCGCAAGGCGUUCGUCUUCUGGGACGCGUACCACACCUCCGACGCCGCGAAUCGGGUCAUCGCUGACCUCCUCUGGGACGCCAUGCCGAGCGCCGGGAGCGGAGGCGCUGCCACCCCUCUCGCCGCGUCGCCGGCGCCGUCUCCGUCUCGGGCGCCGUAGUUGA